Thermothielavioides terrestris NRRL 8126 is the source of this 1655-nucleotide messenger RNA. RefSeq lists its product as uncharacterized. The record is from RefSeq and is a predicted model, not a curated record. The coding region runs from base 211 to 1494 and encodes 427 amino acids. Lineage: Eukaryota; Fungi; Ascomycota; Sordariomycetes; Sordariales; Chaetomiaceae. The transcript is spliced from 5 exons.
CCAACAAGCCGUUCUGCCCCCCCUGUCGAGAAAGCCAACUGGUUCUUUUUCGUGGCGUUUUGGGGGCAGGGCAUCUGUCAGUGAUUAAUAAAAGAAAGGGGGCUAGCCACUGUUUUCUUAUCCAGUUUCUGUCUGUUCUUGUUGGCUGCCGCGAUCUGGCCCAGAGCCAAGAACUGUAUCCAUCGCAGAGCUUCAAACGCCGCCGCGGCCAUGCUCGCCUCCCAGGCGCUCGCCGUGCUCGCUGCUUUUGCAGCCACAGUCGCGGCUCAAGACGAUCCGACCAUCACGACGCCUCCGGCAGACUCGACGUCGACGGCGUCGGCGACAACCUCUAGCUCAUCCGGGCCGGCAACAAUCAGCAUAGCAGUUGGGGCUGUCGGCUUUGUGUUCACUCCGCACGAAGCAACUGCCAAUGUCGGCGACAUAAUCAGGUUCACCUUCUACCCCGGCGGCCACCGGGUCGCCCGCGCCGCAUUCGGAUGGCCAUGUAUCCCAUACGAGUACGCCACCAUCAACAAGCCGGGCUUCAACACGGGCGAAUUCGACCCGAAGGUGGUCUCCAACGACCUCCCCUACCACGACGUCCGCGUCAACGACACAGAGCCCAUCUUCUUCUACUGCUACGCGCCCACCUCCUGCGUCGACCACAAAAUGAUCGGCGUCAUCAACCCCAACAGCACCGAGACCUACGACGACCAGCUCGCCUUCGCCCAGAACGUGACCUUCCAGCUCGGCCCGGGCGACCCGUUCCCGACGGAAUCCGCCAUCCCGACGCCCACCCCAGGCGGCUCCUCCUCCCCCUCGUCCCCGGCCUCGCCAGCCGCCUCCUCCUCUUCUUCUUCCUCCUCCGGAGGAGGGUCCAGCCUCAGCGCCGGCGCGAUAGCAGGCAUCGCGAUCGGCAGCGCCGCCGUGCUGCUCCUGGCCGCCGUGCUGAUCUACCUGUGCGGCCGCCGCGGCGGGUUCGACAAGGCGUACCGCAAGUCGGCGCUGGCGGCCGCCGCCGGCCCGCUCUCGUCGCCGGCGGCCGCCAUGGGCGAGGCCAAGUAUGCCGGCGCCGACGCCGCGAGUCUCGGCCUGACCCCGAACCCGAAUCCCAAGAGCCCUGGCCAGACCACGGUCGCGUCGUUUGAUGGGACUGCUACGCUGCGCAAUUCGGUCGCGCAUCAUACUCCUCCGCCUCCUCCUCCUCCUGCUGCUGCUGCUGCUACUGCUGGUGUUGCUGGUGCUGGUGCUGGUGCUGCUGGCGCGGGGUAUGGGUUGUUUGGGCCGGGCGCGUCGUUUCCCGGGUACGGGUUCGGCGCGGGGCAGGGGCAGGGGCAGGGGCAGGGGCAGAGUCACGACCUGCGGGCGUUUGGCCGCGACUCUCUGUAUAUGUCUCCGCAGUCGUCGCCGCCACCGACGGGACCGUACACGCACUACAUUCCGCCGCCGGCGGCGGAACUGCCGUCGGCCGACGCGCCGGCGCCCACGCGGUCGCCUCCGCCGGGGUAUUAGGGCAGAAACCCGUGGGGAGGAGGCUAGGCGGGGCUGUAUCGGCCUAGUGCAAGGCCGUGGGGUGUGUGAAGUUGGGGUUUUAACUUUUGUUUGUGCGCGUUCUAUUCGCUGGGGUACGAUUGCACUCCAGCCGCCAGUGUUUGGUCUCGGGGCCUAGAGGU